UUGUUCGUGCGGACGGUAGGAAAACUGCUGCUUCCGAUCCGCGCUGCUAAAUCGGUUUGUGUCCCUAAAAACACAAUUGUGAAACGAUCGUCAGAAGUAGAUAAGAGGAGGGAGGAAAGAGGGGUAAAAAAAAGGGGGGAGGCACAUGUGAGAAGGAGCAGCGUGGCGUCAAGUUUGCGUUGAUCACUGAGCGCUACAGUUUCAGACAUAUUUGUCAAGCGGAGGAGUCAUCAUCUCCAUCCUCAUCAUCAUCGGAUCAGCUCCAGCCGCAGCUCCGAGCCAAACUGUGACUCCGUGUUGUUGUGGCGAACUGGAGGACUGAGGUGAGCUGCGACUCUCGCUGCCUUCGACUUCCUGUGCACCUGCAUGUGCUGUAAGCAGCCCCAGCCUGUUGGAGAGCUGCUUCGGUCCGUGACUGUCUUGCUUUAGGAGAACCCAUGGCUUCUGGGCCUCCAUCUCCCUCCAUAGGCCUCAGGCUGCUGCAGCUGCUAAUUGGGGCUGUGUUUGUGCUGCUGGUGUCCGGGUUUGGAUCAGCUCUGGGUAACAAGGUCUACACCAACACAUGGGCGGUCCACAUACCCGGCGGUCCGGAGGAAGCUGACCAAAUUGCCAAGAAACAUGGCUUCAUAAACCAUGGACAUGUAUUUGGUGAUUACUAUCACUUCCGGCAUCACAGAGUGGUAAAGAGAUCGCUGUCUGAUCACAGAGGGGCACAAGUUCGUCUGGAAAGAGAUCCUAAGGUUACUUGGUCAGAGCAACAGGUGUCCAAACAGAGGAAAAAGAGGGAUACCGCCACAGAAUUUGUUGAUCCCAAGUUCAGAGACCAGUGGUACUUGUACAACCGCAACCACCAGGACUUGAAUGCCAAAGCUGCGUGGGAGUUGGGCUACACAGGUAAAGGGGUGGUGGUGUCCAUCCUGGAUGAUGGGAUAGAGAAGAACCAUCCUGACCUGUCGCAGAACUAUGACCCGGAAGCUAGUUAUGAUGUGAAUGAUGCCGACCCCGAUCCUACGCCUCGGUACACGCAGCUUAAUGACAACAGGCAUGGAACCCGAUGUGCUGGAGAGGUGGCGGCUGUGGCCAACAAUGGGGUCUGUGGAAUCGGCGUUGCCUACAAUGCGAAGAUUGGAGGAGUGCGCAUGCUGGAUGGAGAAGUGACUGACAUGGUGGAGGCCCAGUCUCUCAGUCUGAACCCGCAACAUAUCGACAUCUACAGCGCCAGCUGGGGCCCAGAAGACGAUGGCAAAACAGUCGAUGGACCCGCUAAACUGGCCAAGGAAGCCUUUCUUCGAGGAGUCACAGAGGGUCGUGGCGGUUUGGGCUCCAUAUUUGUGUGGGCCUCUGGGAAUGGAGGAAGGGAGAAGGACAACUGUAACUGCGACGGCUACACCAACAGCAUUUACACUCUGUCCAUCAGCAGCACCACGCAGAACGGCAACGUCCCCUGGUACAGCGAGGCCUGCUCCUCCACCCUCGCCACCACCUACAGCUCGGGGAACAUCAAUGAGAAACAGAUUAUUACAACAGACCUCAAAUCCAAAUGUACCGACUCUCACACUGGCACCUCUGCCUCCGCCCCACUGGCUGCUGGGAUCAUCGCUCUCGCCCUAGAAGCCAAUAAAAACCUCACCUGGAGGGACAUGCAACAUCUGGUUGUGCGAACUUCUCGGCCUGCUCACUUGCUCACUAAUGACUGGAGAACCAAUGGAGUUGCACGCAAAGUUAGUCAUUCAUAUGGAUAUGGUCUGCUUGAUGCCAGUGCAAUUGUAUCACAGGCGAAGACAUGGACAAAUGUGGGGCCACAGAGAAAGUGUGUGAUCUCCGUUCUCAGUGAGCCGAGGAACAUUGGCAGCCAUUUGUUGAUUGACAAAAACGUGGACUCCUGCCUGGGCUCAGACAGCUAUGUGACCUCGUUAGAGCACGUCCAGGCCCGGCUCACCCUCACUUACAACCGGAGGGGGAACCUGGCCAUCCACCUCAUCAGUCCCGCCGGCACGCGCUCCACCCUGCUCCACCCGAGGCCUCAUGACUAUUCAUCGGAGGGUUUCAAUGACUGGGCGUUCAUGACCACCCACUCCUGGGACGAGAACCCCAGCGGCGUGUGGAGACUGGAGAUUGAGAAUGUCUCCGGUGCCAGUGACUACGGCACCCUGACCCAGUUCACCCUGGUGCUGUACGGCACCGGCUCACCAUCCUCCAAAUCCUCUGAACAACCCCAGUCCAACAGCGACAUAUGCAAGACUUUGGAUCUGAGUAUGAAAUGCAUCGAGUGCAACCCUGGCUACUACCUCUUUCAGCAGGGCUGUGUGAAAGAAUGUCCUGCGGGCUUCGCGGUGGGCUCCCAGCCCCUCAACUACACGGUGGGGAACUACAUCCAGCCAGCUUCCGUCCCGGCUUGCCUGCCGUGCCCGUCGCCCUGCGUCACCUGCAGCAGCCUCAGCCCCCUGUUCUGCCUGACCUGCCCCGAUCACAGCUCCCUUAACCAGGUCUCUGGCACCUGCCUGCACCUCAACCACUCCAUGCGCGAGUCGCCGGGGGCCUUCAUGGAGGAGCUGAAGCCUUGGCUCAAGCACGACUCUCGGCUGCCCUUCACCGUCGCCGUGCUAGGCUGCAUGGCCAUCAUUGCGACCUUCGCGGGCGUCUUCCUGAUGCUGCAGCUGCGCUCCGGCGCGCUCAUCAAGCUGCCCUUGCUGGAGCCCGGCGGCGGCUUCAGCCUGAGGGGGAGCAGGGUGGUGUCGUACCGCGGCAUCCCGACGGUUUGGGGGGACGACGGACUGAACACUGACUCAGAAAAUGAAGAGUUCGCCGUCCAUAACGAGAGAACUGCCUUUAUCAAAACACAAAGUGCUCUUUAAUGCCUUCAUAACUCCCUCUUCCUCCUGCUCUACUUUUAAACUCCCUUCCUCUCCAUCUGUCUGACACUUCAGGGCUGUUCGCGGUGCUCAGUCUCGUCCGCACAUACACCCAGUUAAUUUUAUUCUUUCUAUCUUAUCAGAUCCUCAUCUGCUUUUAGGAACUGGUUGUGGGAGCCUUGAUGGGAAGCUGCUGUUUUUGAAAGCUGAGGACGGCCUAAGCUUUUCCCUCUGUUCACAGUUGGCUGCAUUUCUGUUCAGGUGUCUCCCUCCUCCAAACCUCUGAUCACUCGCAGCAUCUGUUGGUGCAGAGUUCAUUUCCCUCCAGCUCCUUUUUGUUACAGUAAACAAAUGCUUAUCAUUUACUGCGUCUCCCUGCUUCCCCCCCCCCCUUACCUUCCAUUAGUCUCAGUGCAGUAGCCAGAUGAGAUUUUUGAAUGUGAGAGUAAGAGAUGAUUUUGUGUGCAUGUGCAUUUCUGAAUGAAUGAGCCUUCAUAAUAAAGGGUGUCGAGAUCUGAUGAGCAGCAUGGAGCGUCGCGCCCCUAGUGAAGUCGUUUAAAGCGUUUCCUGUCGUUUAAUAUUUUAGCUGAUGACAAACUGACGGUUAUUAAAGAGGCAUUCACUUAAAAGCAUUUAUUCUCUCCACAUUAUUUGUUGACAUCAGGAUUUGAAACCGGGGCAGCAAAAUCCAACGUUUUAGCAGGGAGUCACGCUUCUCAAGUGCUUUCAAAUGAAAAGCAUAACUAGCAAUAAGAAUUUAAAUUUAAUCAUUUAAAAAGCAAGAAAUAACUAAAAGCUGCUCCAUCGUUUUAGAUUCCAGCCUCACAUUUUCUGCACUUUAGGACAAAAAAAUGGCCCCCCAAAAAAAGCAAA
Molecule: messenger RNA, 3725 nt
Organism: Xiphophorus hellerii (green swordtail)
Lineage: Eukaryota; Metazoa; Chordata; Actinopteri; Cyprinodontiformes; Poeciliidae
Gene: furina
Product: furin (paired basic amino acid cleaving enzyme) a
Exons: 16
Coding region: 438-2855 (805 amino acids)
Biological process (GO): peptide hormone processing
Cellular component (GO): Golgi membrane; trans-Golgi network
Molecular function (GO): serine-type endopeptidase activity
Source: RefSeq, a predicted model, not a curated record